Eutrema salsugineum is the source of this 951-nucleotide messenger RNA. RefSeq lists its product as uncharacterized. Bases 1 to 951 code for a protein of 316 amino acids. Lineage: Eukaryota; Viridiplantae; Streptophyta; Magnoliopsida; Brassicales; Brassicaceae. The record is from RefSeq and is a predicted model, not a curated record. The transcript is spliced from 2 exons.
AUGGACUUGGAAUGUGUCGGGCAAAACUGCCCAUGGAGGGUGUACACCGUAAGGAUGGAAGGGAUAGAGUGGUUCCAUAUCAGACGUGCCUGGCUUGACCACAACUGUACCAUUGACGAGCGUGGCCGCUUUCAUGUGCAAGCUAAGACAAGUGUGAUUGGAGAUUUGUUCAAAAACAAAUAUGCCGGUGGUGUUGGACCCCGACCUAAUGAACUACGAGAGCUUAUGCGUGAUGAUCAUGACGUCCCAAUAUCAUACUGGAAGGCGUGGAGGUCUAGAGAUUUAGCAAGGGACACAGGGUUGGGAACUGCUGGCAAUUCUUACAAGGUGCUACCCAUCUACCUACAACGCUUGGUUAUGUCAAACCCCGGAACAGUCGUUUCCCUAGAAACGGAUUACGAUGAAGGAGUGGACCAAAGGUUCAAAUAUCUGUUCUUCACCUUGGGGGCAUGCCUCAAUGGUUAUCCCUAUACGCGCAAAGUCCUCAUAAUCGACGGCGCCCACCUUAAAGGGAAGUACACAGGCUGCCUGCUCACCGCGAGUUGUCAAUAUGGAAACUACCAGCUUUACCCAGUGGCUUUUGGGAUAGUGGAUGGAGAGAACGACAAGGCAUGGAGUUGGUUUUUCCGGAAGUUGCAGGAGGUGGUGCCGGACAGCCAUAAUCUCGUUUUUGUGUCUGACCGGCAUAACUCGAUCUAUGCCGGCCUGCAAAAGGUGUAUCCAAUGGCACAGCACUGUGCGUGUGUUGUGCAUCUCCAGCGUAACUUCCAGGCGAUCUUCAAGAAAAAUCAUCUCAGCUAUUUGGUGUCUCAAGCUGCGAGAGCUUACCUACCUUCCCAAUUCUCUGAACUAUUUGACCAAAUUCGAGCUGUGGACUCAGGUUGCGCUGACUAUUUGACAGCUAUUGGAUUCGAACACUGGACGAGGGCUCACUUCAACGGUCUCCAGUAA